This is a messenger RNA of Mytilus californianus (California mussel), 993 nucleotides long. RefSeq names its product zinc finger protein 600-like. The transcript has a single exon. Gene Ontology annotation, molecular function: RNA polymerase II cis-regulatory region sequence-specific DNA binding; DNA-binding transcription factor activity. The record is from RefSeq and is a predicted model, not a curated record. NCBI's taxonomy places the organism in Eukaryota, Metazoa, Mollusca, Bivalvia, Mytilida, Mytilidae. Gene Ontology annotation, biological process: regulation of transcription by RNA polymerase II. The coding region runs from base 202 to 993 and encodes 263 amino acids.
GAAUUAUGUUUCAAAGAGUGGACAAGAAUAUGUAUAGCAUUAGUAAAAGUUUUAAUCAUCAUGAUCAUGGACUAUUAUUCUAACCUGGCUAGAAAUAUAGCAGGCACCACUAUACAAUCUCUGUUAUUCUAACCUGGCUAGAAAUGUAGCAGACACCACUAUACAAUCUCUGUUAUUCUUACCUGACUUGAUAGUUAAAAGAUGUUUCGCAGUGGUCAUGGGGAACAGGUAAGGACACUAAGAAUAGAUACAUUUUCAGAAACGGAAAAUAAGGAGAUUUUAACAGUUAUCUCCCCAGAACAACAUACAGACAAUUUAGAGACAUUCCGCGGCGGACAGGACAAGACAGAAACAAAUAUGGUUUCUGAUACUGAAAAGAAAGAUAGACUAACAGUCAUCCCACAUGAUCAUACUAGUACAGACCAACUGACGCACAAGACAUAUCAGAGUAGGGAGAAGGUUGAUGUUGGUAAUUUAAGUGGUAAAGAAUGUCAUGGUAAUGUUUGUGGUAAACAUGGUAAAGAAUGUCAUGGUAAUGUUUGUGGUAAACAGUGCCAGAGAAAGGCGUGUAACUUAUGUAAUAAAGUAUUUCGUAAGACUCAGGUCUUAAAAAGUCGCAUUAUAAAACAUAAAGGCUACAAACCUUUUAAAUGUGGAGUGUGUGAAGUAGAUUUCACUAGGAAGGAACACCCAGAAAUGCACAUGAGAACACAUACUGGUGAUAAACCAUACAAAUGUGAUAUGUGUGAAAAUGCAUAUAGUCGGCAACAUCACUUACGGAAUCAUAUGAGAACACAUACUGGCGCUAAACCAUUCAAAUGUGAUCUAUGUGAUAAGGCAUUUAGUCAGCGUUCUCACUUAAAGAGACACACGCAAACACAUACAGGUGAAAAACCAUAUAAAAUAUGUAAAUGUGAUGUAUGUGAAAAGGAAUUUAGUCAGCGUCCUGACUUAAAGAGACACAUGAGAAUACAUACUCAGUCUGGCGAUUAG